Messenger RNA from Glycine soja, 1213 nucleotides. RefSeq lists its product as uncharacterized. Bases 110 to 493 code for a protein of 127 amino acids. The record is from RefSeq and is a predicted model, not a curated record. NCBI's taxonomy places the organism in Eukaryota, Viridiplantae, Streptophyta, Magnoliopsida, Fabales, Fabaceae. The transcript has 3 exons.
UUUAAUAUAUUAAUUAAAAUUAAGAAAACAAACAAACUUCCCUCUCUCACUCACUCACUCGGCAACGACGACGGUCUUGGAGUUCCCGUAGCUCAUCAACGACAGUCACAUGUGGCAGAUGACAGGGUUCCCGUCGCGCCGAGGCAGAGCAGCUACAAUCAACACCGCGCCACCACUGCACACCUCGGAGCGCCACCACAAAUCCCUCAUAACUUCGAAAAAACCUGGUUUGGCUAACCUCCUCACAUUGAUGAGGUGUUCAAAGAGACACAUAUUAGAAAAAAGGACAACACCUAAGUGGAUAAGAGAUCAGAACAAACCUAUGGAGACUUUCAAAAGAAAUUGCAGGAAGGCUCCAGUGAUGGGACACAUGCCAUUAACCCUGCAUCAAGAGUUAAAUUGUGGGCUGAUGAUGUUGGAGGCAAGUCUCAAGGACGUCUUUAUGGAGCUGGAGACAUGUCCUCCCAUUAUAGGUCUGGUGUGGAAUAACUAACACAACUGAAGCGAGCAUCUUGUAGUCAUCUCAAACCAUUGCUCCAGAGUGGGUGGCUAAACAAAUCUCACAAGCAAAUGAAAGACUUGAACAGAAAAUGAAAGAGUAACAAGAACAACAUCAAAAGACACAAGAAGAGAUGCUCAACACCAUUAGAGAACUUAAAGCAUUUGUGAGUGACCUUAGUCAAUGUCUUCAAUCUUGUCGUCGUUGCCAUACAGACUAUGAAGAAUAUUCUGAUCAUGAUGACCAAUAUCAUCGCACCCAGUCAUUAGAGACAUAUCCUCCCAUUAUAGCCCAUUGUAUUAUAGACAACUUCAUGGUCGUUGAUAAAAUUUACGGAUGGAACUUUUACAGACAGACUCGUAGCCCAUUGUAAGCCAUUUGUUUACAGUGGGAUUUCACUAUUACAGUGGGCUUUAAACAUUCUUGUAGUGGUUGUCGAUGGAGUUGUGUGCAAUGGUGGAGGUGCAAUUGGUGUUUGCAGAGAAGAGAAGGAACAUCGUGUUGUGGAGGACUAUGGUUAAUAAUUUUACAACCAGUGUAAAAAAAUAUUCUUUUACAUCGAUAGUAAAAAUAACCGAUGUAAGAGAUCAUUGCCCCACCUCCUACAUCCUAUCAUAUGUGGCGAAAACAACCCAAGAUAAACGAAUAGUUUGUUUGAUCACCCAUUUUGGUAUUUUGUUUGGAAAAAAAACUCCUUAUACCCAGUUUAUAUAA